Mollisia scopiformis is the source of this 1143-nucleotide messenger RNA. RefSeq lists its product as uncharacterized. The coding region runs from base 1 to 1143 and encodes 380 amino acids. Lineage: Eukaryota; Fungi; Ascomycota; Leotiomycetes; Helotiales; Mollisiaceae. The transcript has a single exon. The record is from RefSeq and is a predicted model, not a curated record.
AUGAUUAUCGAUCUUCAGAUCAUCGAUGAGAUGAGCUGCCAACUUCAAGAAUUGCCCAAGAAUGUACGCCAAAUGGCUAUCCUGUCGACCGAGUAUCUUGAUCUUGCGUUUGUCUCCGAGGACCCGGCACAAAAUGAGCGCAUCAAGGCUGUCCUGUCAAGCGAUUACCUUGAUCUGGCUUCGCUUCCAAUCACAAAGAAGGCCGUUAAGCAACUUCUGGCCGAGGGAAAGUUGAUCGUCAAGAACCUCCCUGCAAAUGGUUUCAGACAAGACCGAUUCAUCAUGGUUCCAAACGGCAAAGUCACAAUCGUUGACAAUUUCAAGCUCCAAUUGCUAGGCCCAAAUGGUCAAUUCCUCUUCUUUCCGAAUCUGCCACUUGAGCUCAGAACCAAGAUCUGCGAGUUGGACCUCCCUCGACGUUUACUCCAUGCUAUCGAAGUUCUCAAUCCCGAUGGCAUCGGCUCGCACUACGUUGUCAUUGGUGCUUACCGUCCCGCAAUCUGCAUGGCAUCAAAGCAGGCCGAAUCUGACUUGACCGCAACCAAGUAUGCAAAGAUGUUGCAGACUGUUCCAGGAGGACGACGCUUGUACUUUCACCCCAAGUUGGAUGUCUUGAGGAUCGACAGCCUCUUGCCUUUGGGCCCACUUGACUCCAAUUACCGUGUUCGUGCUCCCAGAAUGGCUCUCCCAGCUGUUCGUGUCCAUGAUGGCCUCGGCCUCUCUAACGUCCAGUGCAUCUGCAUGGAUCUCUUUACUUUCAUGAAGUACCUCUCUUGGGCUCGAGCAAAUACCGGUGCGAUGGUUUCUCUCAAGGAGAUUCACCUGAGCGUGGUCAUCCCCACCCUUCGACUCCCAAAGUCCGCCUGGGAUAUGGUGAAGUUCAAGAAGAGUGAGGAAGGAUUCACCGCAGAAUACACCAGAGACAAUGUUGCCGUGUACGGCGUUGGUGCUUUCGAUACAUUCUCCCGAAAUGUGGAUGACAUCUGCUUCAUGAGAGACUUCGAAGAAUGGUCUGGUCUCCUUCACACACUCAAUGACAAGUUGCACGAAUGCACCAUGCUUAAGAGCAGUGGCCUGCCGGACAUUGUCAAAGUCAUCUUCCGCUUCGAAUACCUUCCAGGUGUGCGCUCACUGCCAUAUUGA